Messenger RNA from Setaria italica (foxtail millet), 775 nucleotides. Its product is annotated as blue copper protein. Gene Ontology annotation, molecular function: electron transfer activity. Lineage: Eukaryota; Viridiplantae; Streptophyta; Magnoliopsida; Poales; Poaceae. The transcript has 2 exons. Gene Ontology annotation, cellular component: plasma membrane. The record is from RefSeq and is a predicted model, not a curated record. The coding region runs from base 102 to 581 and encodes 159 amino acids.
UGGCCGUGGCAUUGGUGCUAGCCGUCGUCAUCGCCUGCAACCGCAAGAAUCUCGCCAACUCCUCUGCUGCUUUGAGCGCCUCUUCCAUAGCUCGCCCGAGAAUGUCCGCGCUGGCGAUGGCGAAGGCUUUGGUCGUCGCCCUCGUGGCGAUAGCCGCCGUGGCCGAGCUUGCCGCCGCCAAGAACCACACGAUCCAGUGGUCGGUGAGCGGGAACUACGGCGACUGGUCGGCCUCCAACGCGGUCAGCGUCGGCGACACCGUCGUGUUCACGUACGGCCCGCCGCACACCGUGGACGAGCUGCCGUCGGAGGCGGACUACAAGGCGUGCAGCUUCGACGGCAAGCUGUCGUCGGACGACGGCGGCCGCACCGCCUUCACGUUCGACAAGGUCGGCACGAGGUACUUCGCCUGCGCGGCGGGGUCCCACUGCACCCAGGGCCAGAAGGUGGCCAUCACGGUCACCGACGGCGCUUCGUCGGCGACGCCCAAGGGGAACUCGGCGGCGACCGGCGCGGCCGGGCUCGCAGCGAAGCUGGCGCUCGGCCUCGGCGUCGGAGGAGCCUUGCUUGCCGCCUUCUGAUCGAUCGAGCUUCCUCUUCGUGUUGGUUGGGCCGUGGGUCGUUGCGCGUCCAGUAGCACGGUUGCCAACUUGCCCGCCACUUUGGCGCUUCGCAAUAUGUUUUUUUUUCCGAAUAAGCAAGAGAAUUGCGCAUACGCAAUAUGUGUACUGUUAAUUUGUUAUUUGUCACUCAAUGGAUUGGUAUUUUGAUCAUC